AGCCGCAGUGUGUUAAGUCGGAGAAGAGCGGCGGUAGGCGAGCCUCCCUCUCAUUGGUGUGGGCGGGGCUAGAGCCGGUGUCCCCACUGAACUUCCUUGUUGGCGUAGGCGGAGCUGUAGGCGGUGUUCCUGGUCCGUACGACGCGCAGUGGUAGUCAGUCUGCGGUUUGAAUACACGGAGGAGGCCAUCCCGUCUGUCAGGGAUCUCGGCAUGAUGGAGGUUGAGGCCGGCUCUUCUGUGGUGUCUGAUGAAGACAAAGCCGUGAAGACUCACUUUAAGGUGACGAGGUUUAUUAUGGAGGCCGGUGUUAAGUUGGGAAUGCAGUCCAUCCCAAUAGCUACGGCUUGUACAAUCUAUCACAAGUUUUUCCAUGAGAGCGUGCUGGAUGAGUAUGACCCGUACCUUGUGGCAAUGUCCGCCAUUUACCUGGCUGGAAAGGUAGAGGAGCAGCACCUUCGAACACGAGACAUCAUCAAUGUUUGUCAUAGGUAUCUGAAUCCGGGGAGCGAUCCGUUAGAAGUAGACACCAAGUUCUGGGAACUCCGGGACAGCAUUGUCCAGUGUGAAUUGCUGGUGCUGAGGCUGCUUCAUUUCCGGGUCUCCUUCAACCAUCCGCACAAAUAUUUGCUGCAUUACCUGGUUUCGGUAAAGAACUGGAUGAAUCGGCACAGCUGGGAGCGAAAUCCCAUUGCUACGGCUUCCUGGUCUCUUCUCAGAGACAGCUACCACGGAGACAUUUGUCUGCGCUACGAGGCCCAGCAUAUCGCCGUAGCGGUAAUAUACUUCGCUCUGCAGUGCUACGGGGUGGAAGUCCAAGGAAGCGACAGUGCUGAGAACCAGUGGUGGAAGGUAUUUAGUGAGGAUAUAACAAGAACAACCAUCAAUGACAUCAUAUCUGAACUAAUAAACAUUUAUACCCUGGAUACCGAAAUCCCUUGACCACAAUGUUACCGAGGACUGAACUGAACUACCUGAAGACAAGGGAUAUGUUGGCGGCUUCUUUCAGAUAAUUUCCUUCUAUGGCCAGACUUGGGGUACCUUCGUUAUAAUCCAAACCAUCUUUUCACAACGCCAACUCCUUCUCCAAAGUGACUUUUCAACCAUUGCCUUGUGACUUUUCCUGAUUGCAAAGUUCAGAAUGGGGUUGUAUCCCGGGAACACUGUCAAAUUUGGACUUUACAUUCAGAAUUGUUUGGAACAUUUAUUGGGUUGUCAAGCCAAGAGAUGGGUCAUCGGAGCAGACAGGACAAGCCUUCCAGGAAUAGAAAACUUAAUGCCUAAACCAGGGCUCGACAAAAUCCGGGCGCCCGGUCGCAAUUGUGACAAGAAAUUGUGACCUGCCGCCCGGGGAAGCU
Rana temporaria (common frog) is the source of this 1356-nucleotide messenger RNA. It is a transcript of the gene CCNQ, whose product is annotated as cyclin Q. Gene Ontology annotation, cellular component: nucleus. The transcript is spliced from 6 exons. Gene Ontology annotation, molecular function: cyclin-dependent protein serine/threonine kinase regulator activity. Gene Ontology annotation, biological process: regulation of transcription by RNA polymerase II. Lineage: Eukaryota; Metazoa; Chordata; Amphibia; Anura; Ranidae. Bases 212 to 940 code for a protein of 242 amino acids. The record is from RefSeq and is a predicted model, not a curated record.